Molecule: messenger RNA, 1523 nt
Organism: Theobroma cacao (cacao)
Lineage: Eukaryota; Viridiplantae; Streptophyta; Magnoliopsida; Malvales; Malvaceae
Gene: GATA9
Product: GATA transcription factor 9
Biological process (GO): positive regulation of DNA-templated transcription; cell differentiation
Cellular component (GO): nucleus
Molecular function (GO): zinc ion binding; sequence-specific DNA binding
Source: RefSeq, a predicted model, not a curated record
GUCCGCCUGUCCCCUUCAAACGCAAAUAAAACCUCUUCUCUCUCUCUCUCCUCAAGACCACAACUUCUCACACUUCUUUCUCUCUUUCUUUCUCUCUACACUCACACAUUUUCCUCACUAUACUCUCCCUAUCCCACCCCUUAAUCUCCCUUUAACGCCAACUUUGAACCCAAAAAACGAAAAGGAAAAAAAAAAAAACGAGAAACGGGAAAAACUACUAAAAAUUAUGGAAGCGCCAGAAUUCUAUCAAGGAAGCAGCUACUGUUCUCAAUUCGCGCCCGAAAAACCCGCGGCCGGUGACCAUUUCAUUGUGGAGGACUUACUCGAUUUUUCCAACGAGGAUGCCGUUAUAACGGAUGGCACAUUCGACUCCUCCGUUGCUGGCGGGCACUCGACGGAUUCCUCCACCGUUACGGCCGUCGACAGCUGCAAUUCGUCGUCGUUAUCUGGUUGCGAACCGAAUUUCGCGGGUGAUAUGGGUUGCCGAGGUUUUACUGACGGUCAGUUCGCGGGUGACCUUUGCGUGCCGUACGACGAUUUAGCUGAGCUCGAAUGGCUGUCGAAUUUCGUGGAGGAAUCAUUUUCAAGCGAGGACCUGCAAAAGCUCCAGCUGAUAUCCGGAAUGAAAACCCGACCGGACGAAUCAUCACAGAGCGGAGGUUUCCAACCCGUUCUCACGAACCAAAUGCACCACGUCAUUGAAAACGGCGACACGGAACACGGUAACAAUAACAACAACCCAAGUUUCCAUCCGGACAUGUCGGUGCCCGCCAAGGCACGAAGCAAACGAUCCCGGGCUGCCCCAUUGAAUUGGGCCUCCCGCCUCCUCGUUCUCAGCCCAACAACUUCAUCUUCCGAGCCCGACAUUGUGGUCCCCGUCCAACCCCCUCCCCCGAACCACCCCGGUAAAAAGCCCGUCAAGACGAAGAAAAAAGAUGGUGGAGAAGGCGGUGGCCUCGCCAAUUCUGAUGGACGGAAGUGCCUGCAUUGCGCUACGGAUAAGACGCCACAGUGGCGGACUGGCCCCAUGGGCCCAAAAACAUUAUGCAAUGCUUGUGGAGUGAGGUAUAAAUCGGGCCGCCUUGUGCCCGAGUACCGACCCGCUGCAAGCCCGACGUUUGUUCUGACUAAGCAUUCGAACUCUCACCGUAAGGUGCUCGAGCUUAGGCGUCAGAAGGAAAUGCUCAGGGCCCAACAUCAACAUCAGCAACAAUUCAUGCAGCACCAUCAUCAUCAGAACAUGGUUUUUGAUGUACCCAACGGUGAUGAUUACUUGAUCCACCAACAUGUGGGCCCUGAUUUCAGGCAGCUGAUCUAGUGGGUGCUAGUGUAGGGAACUUUUUACUAAGGUCGAGUUCUUCAAAAUUUUUUUCCCAGAGUUAAUUUAGUCCAGUUCUCCUUUUUUCCUUACAUUCUUAGGGGUAAUUUUUGCCUAACUUUUUUUUUUGAGAAUUUUCGUAGACUAUUUAAUGUUCUUGAGACCCAAUAUUCGUAAUUCAGGUAAAUUAGUAUUUUUUUUUUCA